Dreissena polymorpha is the source of this 878-nucleotide messenger RNA. RefSeq lists its product as uncharacterized. Bases 138 to 878 code for a protein of 246 amino acids. NCBI's taxonomy places the organism in Eukaryota, Metazoa, Mollusca, Bivalvia, Myida, Dreissenidae. The record is from RefSeq and is a predicted model, not a curated record. The transcript is spliced from 10 exons.
UAAGAAGAAAAUUUUGUUUCUUGAAAAUAUUUGGAAUCAGUUCAAAAGCUUAAUAGUCUAAAAGAGUUAUCAAACAAGUGUUUUGUAUAAUUCUUACAAACAGAACGGGAUUGUCGUGCGUAAACGAGAAGAACGGUAUGUCUUCACAUACCACGUUGGCGCACCUACUGGUUGUCUAUGUCCUCAUAACAAUGACUCAUGGACAACAAGGCGACUGGACAACUGAAGGAUAUAAUAACACAGGGAACUGGACAAAUGGUGGAUUUAACAAUACAGGAGGAAUGUUCGCGUACUGCAUGAAUAACUGGGACUGCGAGGGAGUCUACGUGUGCAUCUCUAAGAUGUGUUCAUGCCCUUCCAAGACGAUAUACACUGGAUUCGGUUGCCAGAGCGACAGAGAUUCGGGAAUCCAGUGCAGCUCAACCUUGGACUGCAACUAUUAUAACAAUACACAGUGCAUCAUUGAUCGAAACGAAACUUCUACCUGUGCAUGCCCACACGCGUUUCAAAAGUUUGAUACUGCAUCAGGGUGCAGGGAACGAGAAAGGUUUGAUGCCUGCGACAUGGACACAGAUUGCAAGCCGCCAACCACGUGUCAAGAUAUGGGGAGCGGAAGUUUGAUGUGCAUGGACGACAACUACAUGAACAACACAGGCAACUGGACGAAUGGAGGAUUUAACAACACAGGGAACUGGACAAAUGGUGGAUUUAACAAUACAGGAGGAAUGUUCGCGUACUGCAUGAAUAACUGGGACUGCGAGGGAGUCUACGUGUGCAUCUCUAUGAUGUGUUCAUGCCCUUCCAAGACCAAAGACACUGGAUUCGGUUGCCAGAGCGACAGAGGUAACGUACAUAGGCCCGUAAGCUGGAGACAAUAA